AUGUCGUUGAAGCACGUCGUCACCAAAAACGCGCCCGCAUCGCCAGUUCCAGGAUUGUUUGCUCAAGCAGUGCGAGCGGGCCCAUUUCUAUAUACACAAGGAACUCCUGGCGCUCGUCCCGACGGUACUAUGGUCGAGGGGACGAUCGCAGAUCGUACAAGACAAGCCAUAAAGAACCUAGAACAGAUAUUGGUAGUUGAGGGAAUGACCCUUAACGACGUUGUAAAGGCGACCAUCUUCAUCAAGAAUUUUGAUGAGAAUUUUCCUUUGGUCAACCAGGUAUGGGAAGAGAUGAUGCCGGAGCCUCGUCCAACACGAACGACCGUGGGUGUUGCUCAACUACCGGCUGGGGGCACGGAUAUUGAGAUUGAAUUCGUUGGUUAUAAAGCUUGA
Trichoderma atroviride IMI 206040 is the source of this 393-nucleotide messenger RNA. RefSeq lists its product as uncharacterized. The record is from RefSeq and is a predicted model, not a curated record. Gene Ontology annotation, molecular function: deaminase activity. Gene Ontology annotation, cellular component: cytosol; mitochondrion. NCBI's taxonomy places the organism in Eukaryota, Fungi, Ascomycota, Sordariomycetes, Hypocreales, Hypocreaceae.